UCGGUGCCGGUGCCGGUGUCGGUGCCGGUGCCGGGUGUCGGUGCCGGUGUCGGUGCCGGGUGUCGGUGCCAUGCGGCUUUGGGCGCUGCCGCUGCUGCUGGGCGCGCUCCGGCUCGACGGAGCCCCCGCCCGCAACGUGCUGCUCCUGCUGGCGGACGAUGGCGGCUUCGAGAGCGGUGCCUACAACAACUCGGCCAUCCGAACGCCCAACUUGGACGCGCUGGCACGGCGUAGUCUGCUCUUCCAGAACGCUUUCACUUCCGUCAGCAGCUGCUCGCCGAGCCGGGCCAGCGUGCUGACCGGGCUGCCCCAGCACCAGAAUGGGAUGUACGGGCUGCACCAGGGCGUGCACCACUUCAACUCCUUCGACGCCGUGCGCAGCCUGCCAUGGCUGCUCCGCCAGGCAAACAUCCGCACAGGGAUCAUUGGAAAGAAGCACGUUGGGCCUGAGGCUGUGUACCCCUUUGACUUUGCCUACACGGAGGAAAACAGUUCAGUGCUGCAGGUGGGGAGGAACAUCACCCGCAUCAAAGCGCUGGUCCGGCGCUUCCUCCAGAGCCAGGACAUGAGGCCUUUCUUCCUCUAUGUUGCUUUCCACGACCCACACCGUUGCGGGCACUCCCAGCCCCAGUAUGGAGCCUUUUGUGAGAAAUUUGGCAAUGGAGAGAGCGGCAUGGGCUGGAUCCCUGACUGGAAACCACAGCUCUACCACCCAGAGGAUGUGCAGGUCCCUCGCUUUGUUCCAGACACACCGGCUGCCCGGGCAGACUUGGCAGCUCAGUACACCACCAUCGGGCGCAUGGACCAAGGGAUCGGGCUGGUGCUGGAGGAGCUGCGGCGUGCUGGUGUCCUCAACAGCACUCUGGUGAUCUACACCUCUGACAACGGCAUCCCCUUCCCCGGUGGCAGGACCAACCUCUACUGGUCAGGCACAGCUGAGCCCCUGCUGCUCUCCUCCCCAGAGCACCCUGGGCGCUGGGGUCAGGUCAGCUCAGCCUUUGCCAGCCUCCUGGAUCUCACACCAACCAUUCUGGACUGGUUCUCCAUCCCCUACCCUUCGUACAGCAUCUUUGGCACAAAGCAGGUGCAGCUGACGGGUAAAUCUCUCCUGCCAGCGCUGCAGUCAGAGCAGCCCUGGGCCACCGCCUUCAGCAGCCAGAGCCACCACGAGGCCACCAUGUACUACCCCAUGCGUGCCAUCCAGCACCGCCAGUUCCACCUCAUCCACAACCUCAACUACAAGAUGCCCUUCCCCAUAGACCAGGACUUCUACGUCUCACCCACGUUCCAAGACCUGUUGAACCGCACCAGGGCCGGGCAGCCCACGCACUGGAACAAGACCUUGCACCAGUACUACUAUCGGGACCGCUGGGAGCUCUAUGACUGCAGCCAGGACCCCACCGAGAGCCACAACCUGGCUUCUGACCCACACUAUGCUGCCAUCUUCCAGAUGCUGCGUGCACAGCUGCUGAAGUGGCAGUGGGACACGGGGGACCCCUGGGUGUGCGCCCCUGAUGCUGUCCUGGAGGAGAAGCUGAGCCCGCAGUGCCAGCCGCUGCACAACGAGCUGUGAGCUGCUCCACCAGCACUGCCUGGCCUGCAGCAUGGGGAUCCUCGUGGCUCUGCUCAGACUGAGAAGCUGUAAAGCCAAACUGAUGCUCAAUAAAGCUUCUGGUGGAGA
Phasianus colchicus (ring-necked pheasant) is the source of this 1681-nucleotide messenger RNA. It is a transcript of the gene SGSH, whose product is annotated as N-sulfoglucosamine sulfohydrolase. Lineage: Eukaryota; Metazoa; Chordata; Aves; Galliformes; Phasianidae. The record is from RefSeq and is a predicted model, not a curated record. Gene Ontology annotation, molecular function: N-sulfoglucosamine sulfohydrolase activity. Gene Ontology annotation, biological process: glycosaminoglycan catabolic process; heparan sulfate proteoglycan catabolic process.